AAGGUAGCUAGUGCCGUAGUGCGGAUAGGAAGAGAGAAUGGCAGCAAACGUUUUGAAAUGCGGCGCGGGCAUAGGAGCCCGUGUGAUAUUCCUCUGGCCGUCUCCUAAAUCUCCACGCCCCUUUCCUCGUUUCAACCAGAUCACUGCGAAUAGUUAUCCUAGUAUUUGUAGCAAACCACUAUCAUCAGCAAGAACAAGAAGCGCGGUCUGUUUUUGCACCGCCACUUCGGCCACAGAGGCAGAGGCGAUAAGCGAUGCUGAUGUGGAACAUAAAAAGAUAAAGGAUGCAGCCGACCUGCUUGACAUAAGGGUUGGGGUGAUCCUCAGGGCAUGGAGGCAUGAGGAAGCCGAUUCUCUUUACGUGGAAGAGGUUGACAUUGGAGAGCCUGAACCCAGAAUCAUCUGCAGUGGGCUUGUCAAUUACAUUCCCAUUGAUCACCUUCAGGAGAGAAAAGUAGUUGUCCUUGCUAAUCUGAAGCCCAGGAAUAUGCGGGGUGUCAAGUCUUGUGGAAUGCUAAUGGCCGCUUCUGAUGCCUCCCAUGAAAAAGUUGAGCUUCUUGAGCCUCCUGAGGGUUCACUUCCUGGCCAAAGGAUAUGGUUUGGCUCUGAAAAUGAUCAUCAAAAUCAGCCUCCUCCUGCCACACCUAACCAGAUUCAAAAGAAAAAGAUAUGGGAGCUGGUGCAACCUCAUCUGAAGACAGAUGAUGCUUGUAGUGCUAUGCUUGGGGUGCAGAUAAUGCGGACUUCUGCAGGUGUGAUUAUCUGCAGAUCUCUAAAACAUGCAAAUAUCUCCUAAUUAGACCUGGAAGCUGGAACUUAAUACUGUUACUCUGUCUCAUAUUCUUGUUGCCAAUUUGUUAGAAUUCAUAAGAGCCAUAUUGUACUUCAGAACUGUUCUGUUAAGAAAUGGCAUUGCUUAUUACUAGAACGUCUGAUUUGGGGCUUAUUAUGAGGGAUUUUCUACUUGUAUAUUUUAUUUUUAGGGUAAAUGGGAGCCCAAAGAAAGCAGAAAAAAGAAAAGAAAGCGGAAAUGACUUGUAGAGGAUAUCACUGUAGGUGACCCCAAGCCUCCAGGCUGCAUCAGUAGAAAAAGCCAACUGCUACAUUUUGGUCUAGGUAGCAUCGAAUAGACUCAGAGUAGACUGGCCUCAGCAAUUAACUUUAGGCAUCUUUUGCAAUGGAAAUUUGUUAUUAGGAUUUCAUAA
Messenger RNA from Fragaria vesca subsp. vesca, 1205 nucleotides. RefSeq names its product aminoacyl tRNA synthase complex-interacting multifunctional protein 1-like. The coding region runs from base 38 to 796 and encodes 252 amino acids. NCBI's taxonomy places the organism in Eukaryota, Viridiplantae, Streptophyta, Magnoliopsida, Rosales, Rosaceae. Gene Ontology annotation, molecular function: tRNA binding. The transcript has 3 exons. The record is from RefSeq and is a predicted model, not a curated record.